GCAGUGCUCCUCUCCUCUGUGGGACAGAAGAUGGACAAACAGAUGGAAUAAAGCAGUGAGAGGCACCAGAACUUUCCUUUUUCUGUCGAGAGCUUUCAGUGAAGACGAGUAGAGCAACAGAGUCAGGUAUGAGAGCAUGUCGGUAUCGCCGCUUGCAGGGUAUGUGUGCCUUGUUGCUGUGUGUGUCGUUGGUUCUGCACAUGCUGGUGGCUUCGUUCAUCCUGUCUUUAUACCCCCCAUCCUGCAAGUCCCCUCAGCCCCCCGGCUGUCAGCCAUACACCAACCUGACCUCCACCAGCCUGACCCACUCUGAGAGACGAGGAGCACACGAGGAGCAUGUGGAGGUGAUGGACCUCUCCAGCCUGGAGGCUCUGUUCUCUCACCCGCUGUAUAACCUGCACCUUCCCCCCUCUCCCGACGAGGACUGGCUGCUGAAGGUCCGAACGAAGGGGUCAGAGGAGCAAAAUGCAGCGCAGUGGAUAAGUAACAGCAAGGAGGGCUACGACCACAUCGACUGGAACAGCAGUGCAAACACCCACCCGUCCUGGCUCCAGUUCCAUCUGGGCAUCUCCCGCUGGCAGCUGUACCAGCACAGAGACGACAACCUGCCUGUGCUCCUUAAGCAGAUAGCAACCAGCCGCAUCGUCAGUGCAGUUCAGAAGACAGGAGGAACCCAGCUCAAGUUGGUGAUGACGUUCCCGAACUACGGACAGGCUCUUUUCAAGCCUAUGAAACAACAGAGGCACGAGGAGACCAAUGUGAACCUGUACUAUUUCUCGGACUUUGAGAGGCACAAUGCUGAGAUCGCAGCUUUUCACCUGGACAGGAUUCUUGGUUUUAGACGGGUUCCUCCAGUCGUCGGAAGGCUGAUUGACGUCAUUAAAGAAAUUAAAGAUGUAACUACAGAUCAUAAAUUGGCCCGGACCUUCUUCAACUCCCCAGUGGGGAACACGUGCUUCUACGGCCAGUGCUCGUACUACUGCUCCACAGAGCACGCUGUGUGUGGUCGACCGCAGGCUCUGGAAGGCUCCCUGGCUGCCAUGCUGCCUGACCUGACCCUGGCCCCCCGCCGCUCAUGGAAAAACCCCUGGAGGCGCUCUUACAGCCGCAGCAAGCUUGCACUGUGGGAGAACACCCCAACAUACUGCAAUGCUGUAAAAAAGACUCCGCCCUACGACCGAGGAACAAGACUGGUGGAUCUCAUAGACAUGACCAUCCUGGACUUCCUGCAGAGUAAUAUGGACAGACACCACUAUGAAACGUUUGAGAUUUUUGGCAACAACACAUUCCUCCUACACUUGGAUAAUGGGAGAGCGUUUGGUCGAUACUCUAAGGAUGAACCCUCCAUACUCACCCCUCUGGUUCAGUGCUGCAGAAUUCGUCGCUCGACUCUUCUGCGUCUGCGUCUGCUUUCCCUCCCUCAUUACCGCUUGAGUGACAUGAUGCGGACCUCCCUGUCCCAGGACCCUCUGUUCUCUGUGGCCCCCUUGCUGGCGGAACCACACCUCUCUGCGUUAGACCGUCGCUUAGCAACAGUACUUAAGACCAUCCAGCAUUGUCUGAAUCAGCAGCACAAUGAUGUCAUUUAUGAUGACAUUCCUGACUAUUCAGACUAGGAGGGUUCCUUGUGGAUGAAGGCUUGGUGACACAGUUCUGCAAAAAAAGAUUAAAAAAAUUAUUAAUCCACAGUCUUGUGGGGCUCUAUGAAAAA
This is a messenger RNA of Astyanax mexicanus (Mexican tetra), 1711 nucleotides long. It is a transcript of the gene fam20cl, whose product is annotated as family with sequence similarity 20 member C, like. Gene Ontology annotation, biological process: protein phosphorylation. The record is from RefSeq and is a predicted model, not a curated record. Gene Ontology annotation, molecular function: phosphotransferase activity, alcohol group as acceptor. Lineage: Eukaryota; Metazoa; Chordata; Actinopteri; Characiformes; Acestrorhamphidae. The transcript is spliced from 11 exons. Gene Ontology annotation, cellular component: Golgi apparatus. The coding region runs from base 129 to 1616 and encodes 495 amino acids.